UUGAAAUAAUCUGUUUAAAAAUCAGAAGAAUUUAAUUGAAAUAAUCAGUUUCCAAUCAGAAUAAUUGCAUUUAAUUGAAAUAAUCUGUUCACAAAUCAGAAUAAUUGAUUUCAAUCGAAAUUAUCUGUUUCCAAUCAUAGAAUUCAAUUGAAAUAGUCUGUUUACAAUCAGAAUAACUGAAUUUAAUUGAGAUAAUCAGUUUCCAAAAUGAGUAGCACAGUAGUUGUGUUAGGUUGGUUGCUAUUUUUCAGCAUGCUGAUGUUCAGUCUACCGUUUAUCACAUACUUUGGCAUGAGUCGGGUUCUGAGUGAUUACGGCAUAGAUGGCUUUGCAAAUAGAGCGUGGUCAGUUUUUGCUUCAGUGGUGUCUGUAAAUGUGAUCAUUGCCCUGUAUGCCAUCAAGGCCUGGUACGAACCUGAGGAUCAUCCUCCCAGGGUGGAGGGUAGGAAGGAGAAGUAGAGGGGUUUUGGAUUGGGAAGAGUUUAGUUAGGUUAGAAAGAGGAAGAGGUACUAGGAGAAGACUGAUAAGAAAGAGAGGAAGGUUACUAGUAGACAGAUUAGUAUGACAGAUUAUUAGUCAAGUAGAGGGGUUUUGGAUUGGGAAGAGUUUAGUUAGGUUAGAAAGAGGAGGAGGUACUGGGAGAAGACUGAUUAGAAAGAGAGGAAGGGUUACUAGUAGACAGAUUAUUAGUCAAGUAGAGGGGUUUUGGAUUGGGAAGAGUUUAGUUAGGUUAGAAAGAGGAGGAGGUACUGGGAGAAGACUGAUUAGAAAGAGAGGAAGGGUUACUAGUAGACAGAUUAGUAUGACAGAUUAUUAGUCAAGUAGAGGGGUUUCGGACUGGGAAGAGUUUAGUUAGGUUAGAAAGAGGAAGAAGUACUAGGAAAAGACUGGUUAGAAAGAGAGGAAGUGUUACUAGUAGAUGGAUUAGUAAAUAUAUAAAGUCUAUAGGGAUGUAUGUAAAACGUCCUCAGAUAAUCACAUAGUAACACAGGUAUAUUUACUUCAAUCUGUUAUUCAUAUAUUGCAUCUGCAUAUGUGAUAGUG
This is a messenger RNA of Nilaparvata lugens (brown planthopper), 1045 nucleotides long. Its product is annotated as vacuolar ATPase assembly integral membrane protein vma21. Gene Ontology annotation, biological process: vacuolar proton-transporting V-type ATPase complex assembly. The transcript has a single exon. Gene Ontology annotation, cellular component: endoplasmic reticulum membrane. The record is from RefSeq and is a predicted model, not a curated record. NCBI's taxonomy places the organism in Eukaryota, Metazoa, Arthropoda, Insecta, Hemiptera, Delphacidae. The coding region runs from base 208 to 459 and encodes 83 amino acids.